This is a messenger RNA of Sander lucioperca (pikeperch), 1447 nucleotides long. RefSeq names its product aryl hydrocarbon receptor interacting protein-like 1 (gene aipl1). The record is from RefSeq and is a predicted model, not a curated record. Lineage: Eukaryota; Metazoa; Chordata; Actinopteri; Perciformes; Percidae. Gene Ontology annotation, molecular function: protein binding; peptidyl-prolyl cis-trans isomerase activity. Bases 165 to 1157 code for a protein of 330 amino acids. The transcript has 6 exons.
AUCCCUACCUAAACUAAUCCACCAAGAACAACACCUCCUAGUCAUCCAUACCCUUUACGCAUCUUGUACCCCACACAUCGUUGUGAUACACACAUAAUUACUCAUAAGAUAUAUAAAUACAUAUGCAUGUAAUAUAAGGUGAUCCAUAUCAAUAAACAAAAAAGAUGUCGGAUAUGCAGGAUACGAUGCUGCUGGGCUUGGAGGGAAUCAAGAAAACCAUCCUGCAUGGAGGCACCGGAGACAUCCCAAAACUCAUCACUGGGACAAAGGUGACGUUUCACUUUCGCACCCAAUUGUGUGAUGAUGAACGUACAGUGAUAGAUGACAGCAAAGUGGCGGGGACGCCCAUGGAGAUAGUGAUCGGCAACAUGUUUAAGCUGGACAUCUGGGAGACCCUGUUGUCCUCCUUGAGGAUCGGUGAGGUGGCUGAAUUCUGGUGUGACACCAUUCACACUGGCGUUUAUCCACUUGUGUCCAAGAGUAUGAGGCGCAUUGCAGAGGGCAAAGACCCAGUUGAAUGGCACAUCCAUACAUGUGGUAUGGCCAACAUGUUCGCCUACCACAGCCUUGGCUACGACGACCUGGAUGAGCUGAUGAAGGAACCGAAACCCCUCUACUUUGUCCUGGAGCUGCUCAGGGUGCAGCAGCCCAGUGAGUACAGCAGGGACACGUGGGCUUUGAGUGAUGAGGAGAGGCUGAAAGUGGUCCCUGUGCUGCACGGCCACGGGAAUAAGCUCUACAAACAAGGUCACUACCAACAGGCCACACAAAAGUACAAGGAGGCCAUCAUCUGCAUCAAGAAUGUUCAGACAAAGGAGAAAGCAUGGGAGGCCCAAUGGCUGAAGCUGGAGAAGAUGGCCAACACCUUAACGCUCAACUACUGCCAGUGUCUACUGCGCAUGGAAGAAUACUACGAAGCCAUCGAGCACACUACUGACAUCAUCAACCAGAACCCAGGUGUAAUGAAGGCCUUCUACCUGCGAGGGAAGGCCCACGUGGAAGUGUGGAACGAGGCGGAGGCUCGGCAGGAUUUCAGCAGGGUGCUGGACCUGGACCCCGGCAUGAAGAAGGCCGUCAAGAGAGAGCUGGCUGUGCUUAAUAUGCGCAUGGAGGAAAAGAACCAGGAGGACAAGAUCAAGUACAAAGGCAUGUUUUGACCAGGAGAGACUGCAGCAGAGGUUGGAGCAUCAGAGAAGUGAUGGGCUAAAGAAGAGUGAAGUUAUUAAAUCACAAAUCCCCAUCCUCAAUUUGACCUUUAACCACACUACACCCUACUCCCUGCAUCGACUUUCGUCAUGGCUUUGAGAUGCUCCUAGUAGUGUGGAAGAGAGUGCCCAAUAAAAUAAUAGUGGUUUAUUAAAUCAGGAUGUUAUAUAAGCCGCUCCCUUUCGGCUCCCCUCUUUCCUUUUCCUCCGAACUAUGAGUGAGACAACCUAGUAAAUUAAAG